Molecule: messenger RNA, 1815 nt
Organism: Lactuca virosa
Lineage: Eukaryota; Viridiplantae; Streptophyta; Magnoliopsida; Asterales; Asteraceae
Source: the annotation of a GenBank genome assembly
GUUCAACGUAAUCUCAAUUCACAUCGCUCGCACGCCGGCGAUAACGAAGAAAACCAAUGGGCUCUGCAACCGAACACCGUCGUCUUCCCCGCCACCACCACUGCGUAAACAACAUCUCCCGUUUUAUCAAGUCCACUGCCACAAAUAUCUCAUCUAUCUUCAUCCAUAAAACUCCGAAUUCAAUAAACUCCGUUUCUUCCCCACCCAACAUAUUGCUCCCCUUUCCGCUCUCCCUACCAUCUAUAUCGUUAUCUGAUUCUUCUCCGGCUGAUCUGGAUUCAUUUUCUUCUUCUACGAGUCCCUCCGCCUCAUCUUCAUCAGCCAGGAGUAUGUCGUCGGAGUCGACCAGCUCAGGGUUUCCAUCGACUGUGAGGAUUUCUAAUUUGAAUUCGACAGGAAAUGGCGGUGGACCGGCGUUUGUAGGUCAGGUUUUUAGUAUGUGUGACCUUUCGGGAACUGGUCUCAUGGCUGUUUCUACUCAGUUUGAUAUCCCCUUUAUCUCCAAAAGAACACCACAAUGGCUUAAAAAGAUGUUUCAAGCAGUUAUAAAGAGUGAAAGAAAUGGCCCUGUUUUCCAAUUCUUUAUUGAUCUAGGAGAUGCAGUUUCAUAUGUCAAACGACUAAGUAUUCCCAGUGGGGUUGUUGGUGCCUGUCGCCUUGAUCUAGCAUAUGAACAUUUUAAGGAAAAACCUCACUUGUUCCAGUUCAUUCCAAAUGAGAGACAGGUCAAGGAAGCAAACAAACUUGUUAAGAACACACGAAAGAAAAAGAAAUUUGAAGGAGUUCCAGUUUUCACUGCACAAAACUUAGACAUUGCAAUAGCCACAUCUGAUGGAAUUAAGUGGUAUACUCCAUAUUUCUUCAAUAAAAGCAUGCUAGAUGACAUUCUAGAAGAUUCCAUUUGCUUGAAGACAAUACAGACAACGUGUGGGAACCCCCCUGAGGUUCAGGAAGUUUUGGAUGAAAUUGGUGCUCCUUCUAUACCAUUAAGUGUUAUUACAAAAGCUGCAGAGAUACAGCUUUUGUAUACAGUGGAUAAAGUGAUUCUUGGAAAUAGGUGGUUGAGAAAAGCCACUGGAAUUCAACCCAAAUUCCCGUAUGUGGUUGACUCAUUUGAGAAAAGGAGUGCAGCUUCUUUUCAAAGGGCAUCCAUGUUAUCUCAUGGUGGGGUUCCUGAUUCCGACAACAAACAACUCCAGCUUAAAACAGGAUUCCAUUCCCCCUUUGGAGAUUGGUUCACUAAUCAUGAUCAUAACCUUUCAGACAAAAGUGUGAAAGAAGAAGCGCACCUGAACCUGAACCCGAACCCGUUUCUUCCAAAAAUCACGAUGGUUGGUGUUGCAACGGGUGAGGCGGGGCCCAUGAGCAAGGCGACUUUGAAAAAAACAAUGGAUGAUUUAACAAAAGAAUUGGAAAACACGGAUGAUGGGAACAAUGGUAAUAAUGGUUUUAGUGAAAGUAAAUAUGAUAAUGAAAGGGACCCGCUUUUUGUGGCGAAUGUGGGUGAUUAUUAUUCGGGGCUGUCGAAAGCCAGUUCGGCUAGAUGGGUCCGCCCUCGAUCCACUAGAAGCUAAAGCUGAUAGCUGGAAGCUGUAACUUUUGGUUCUGCAAAAGCAGCUUUGAGAUUUUAGGUGUAACAUUACAUAAAACAUAAAAGUUUAAAAGUUACUAAAAGCUCGUUUGCCAAACAUGUCAUUAGAGUAGGAAUUGGAUAAUUUGGUAAUUAGUUGAUUUGUAAAUGUAUAUUAUGAUAAUGAUUGUCGUGUUGUAAGAUGGGAUUUUUUAUAUUAUUGGUUAGAUUAAUAAUAGUCGAGC